This is a messenger RNA of Myotis davidii, 2310 nucleotides long. RefSeq names its product calcyphosine (gene CAPS). Lineage: Eukaryota; Metazoa; Chordata; Mammalia; Chiroptera; Vespertilionidae. Gene Ontology annotation, molecular function: calcium ion binding. Gene Ontology annotation, cellular component: vesicle. The record is from RefSeq and is a predicted model, not a curated record. Bases 1080 to 1724 code for a protein of 214 amino acids. The transcript has 3 exons.
UGCCCCAACUGGGGCCAGGAUGGAACCUGCAACCCAGGCAUGUGCCCUUGACAGGUAAUCGAACCCGUGACCCUUCGUUUCGUGGGCGACUCUAACCACAGAGAAACACCAGCCAGGGCGAGGGCCCACAUUUUAAGUCCUUGGGAAUCCCGAUGUCCUUUUGGUUCCUGCUGGUUGGUGUAAUGCUCUGUUGGCAACAAUGUCCAAAAUCUGGAUCGAAGGCCUUCUGUGAUGAUGGCCUUGGUUCCUCUUGGAUUAUGUCAGGGGUCAGGACCACUUCUCUGUUUGGUAUCGCAGCCUCCUGGCUCACCAGCUUGUCAUGAGCAAGCCCACCAAGUGAUGUCUGAGAACUGAAAACCAACCACCAAAAGACCCAUACAACAAAAACACCAUGGCUGGCCUCUCAACAACUACCAGGAACUUUGUCCAACUUAAUUCUGCUGUGCCCUGGCUCAGCUAGCACUGGUCUCAGGACCUCCCACUGGACAUGGGUUGGGCCGCUACCAGCCCUUUUAAACUCAAAUCCCUCAGCUUUGGCUGCUGCCCUGUGAAAAGGGAUAGGGGUCAGUAAAGUCCAGAGGGGGGAGGGGCUCUGCCUCAGGUCACAUAGGAAUUGGGCCUUGAGCCUCCCUCCAUCCACAACACGGUGGUCCUUGCAGACCUGUGGCCUGCCCCUCAUUGUGGUCAGAAAGACACCCACCUCCCACUCUGGUCUGGGCUUGGCUCUAUCCCAGGCCUGAACAUUGCAGUGUCGGGAGCAGCACAAUGGGUGCAUGGGGCUGCCAAUGACAGCACUGCUCUGUCCCUCCUGGCCCUGCCAUUCGGCACAGUCAGGGUUACAGCUGGGGCCCCUCCCAGUCUCCAGAGCCACUGUCCCUUAGCAACAAUCCUACCGGGCAGAACGCACUGCCAACACAGGACAAACCAGGCAGGAGCCAGUGGAGUGGCCAUCUGAGGACUCCAGGACAGACAAGGCCAGGUGAGUGAGUAGGGGGCACCCAGCUUGUAGCCUGGCCAGCCGAGCAGGAAACCCACUUAACCUCUAUCUCAUCCAGCUGCCCAGAGAGCCUGAACCUAGCAUGGAUACAGUGGACGCCACUGUGGAGAGGCUCCGGGAACAGUGCCUGUCCCGAGGGGCCUCUGGCAUCCAGGGCCUAGCCAGGUUUUUCCGCCGCCUGGACCAGGACAGGAGCCGAUCCCUGGAUGCGAGGGAGCUUCAGCAGGGCUUGGCUGAGCUGGGGCUGGCGCUGGACAUGGCUGAGGCAGAGGGUGUGUGCAGGCGAUGGGACCGUGACGGCAGUGGGACGCUGGACCUGGAGGAGUUCCUGAGGGCACUCCGGCCCCCCAUGUCCCAGGCCCGGCAGGCGGUCAUUGCAGCUGCAUUCUCCAAGCUGGACCGCAGUGGGGAUGGUGUGGUGACCGUGGAUGACCUUCGGGGGGUGUAUAGCUGCCACACCCACCCCAAGGUGCAGAGUGGGGAGUGGACUGAGGAGGAGGUGCUCCGCCGCUUCCUGGACAACUUUGAUUCCUCUGAGAAGGAUGGGCAGGUAGGUGCCUAUGGGGUCUCCCUAGCUCCUCCUGCCCUAGAUUUCCAUUCCUACUUAGAACCUGUCUGCCCCCAGGUCACCCUGGCUGAAUUCCAGGACUAUUACAGUGGUGUGAGCGCUUCCAUGGACACGGAUGAGGAGUUUGUGGCCAUGAUGACCAGCGCCUGGCGACUGUGAGCAGCAUGCACUCAGCUGGCACCACUGUAGCAUAGGACUCCACCAUGGCCCCCCCCCCCCCACCCAGUUUCCAGCUGGGCAGCCCCAGGGGUGGGGGCUGGAGGGGAGCAGGAUUGAGGCUGCAGAACUGGUUGGACCAGGUUUGAGCCAACCCCCCCGCCCUCCGCGCCCGAAUUAGGCCAAGGUAGAUGCCCACCCCCACCCGUCACCCUGUUCUGCUCAGUUAAUUCUUGACUCUGUUAGAAUUCCCAUCCUGUCUCUCCUUCAUGGUUCCUGGGAAGCCAGGAGGCCCCUGGAUGUGAUAUGGGUAUGGGGAGGGAAGCAAAUGGCUCUUCUAUGAAGCUAGGCUCUGCACUGAAGUGGCAGGUGUUGGAAGGCAUGGAGUGUGGGGAAGGGGCCCAGGGCAGCAGGCAGGCCAGGCUGCUGGAGGAGCCUUACCUUGGGAGGCAGAGGUCACUCCUGGCCAGGCCCUCGGGCUUCCUGAGGCCCCUGGGGCACACAGGAGGCCAGGGGUUUAGUUAAAAGUUUUAAUGUAGUUCCCAAAUACAUUUCAUAUGACAAUCUUACAUAAAUGUUCCAAAACACA